UGUCUCCACGAUUAGCCGCGCCACCGCGUCCCGGCGCCCCUCCCCGCGACCCACACGUCAAAAUAACAAAUUGAUUUAUACCCAAACACAAACGAACUUAACCGAAAACUUACAUGAUGUUCAGUGCUCCAACGAACUUCCCGUUGUUCGAGUAUCAAGAUUAAUGAGUUGGAGUUACAACGGUUUAUGCAUAAGUUCGUUGUUUACAACUUUUCAGUGAUGUGAAUACCUAGCGGUUCAGAGAAGAGGAUGGGGCGAGCGGUUUACGGUGUGAAUGCUGCGUUAUUGCUAUCUCUUCUACAUGGGUUCUUUUUUCUUAUAGCUGGCUCCGGCACAGAGGCACCAUUCGACACUACAACUAUGGAUAUAUCAUCUCGUCGAUUUAAAGCGGAAUUUCUUCAAGAAUGGCAGGGAUCAGCUGACGCGCCGUACUUCGAUUCAACAACACCGAAAAACAUAACGGGCUUAGUGGGACAUCCAGUUAGAUUAUUGUGUAGAGUCAAGAACCUUCAGAACAGAACGGUAUCAUGGGUGAGACAUCGUGACAUCCACUUACUGACCGUCGGUCGGUAUACGUACACUUCUGAUCAGCGUUUCGAGGCGCAGCACAAGCCUCGCUCGGAGGAAUGGGCGCUGAGGAUACGCAGUCCACAGCGGCGUGACUCCGGGCAAUACGAGUGCCAGAUCUCCACCACUCCGCCCAUUGGCCACGCUGUAUAUCUCAAUAUCGUAGAGCCAGAGACGGUGAUAUCCAGUGGUUCGGAACUAUUCAUACAAGCUGGAUCAACUAUAAAUCUGACGUGCACAGUUCGACAUACGCCAGAACCACCUACAUCUAUUACUUGGACUCAUGGAGAUCAGGUAAUAAACUUCGAUUCGGCACGCGGCGGGAUAUCGCUUGUGACAGAAAAAGGUCUCAGAAGUACAAGCAGACUACUUGUGCAGCGGGCAACGGGUUUAGAUGCGGGAGUGUACACUUGUGGCCCUAAUAACGCGCCGUCCGCAUCCACUAGAGUGCAUGUUUUAUCGGGUGAACAUCCAGCAGCUAUGCAGCAAGGAUGUGCAACAUCCUCAUUAGACAAAGCCUCAAUAUUUUUUUCAAUUGUGUUUGUUUACAUUUUCAGUAAAUCUACAUACAAUGACUUAGAAUUCGGUACCUGAACACACAGACAUUAUAGUUUUAUUGAAAAUAAAAUAAUUAGCAACGAUGUCAAUAUAAAAUGUAAAUAUUCUUUAGAUAAAAAUGUAAUAAUUUAAAGGAUUACGAAUUCAUUAAUUAUAUUAUUA
Achroia grisella is the source of this 1287-nucleotide messenger RNA. Its product is annotated as zwei Ig domain protein zig-8-like. The transcript is spliced from 7 exons. Gene Ontology annotation, biological process: synapse organization. NCBI's taxonomy places the organism in Eukaryota, Metazoa, Arthropoda, Insecta, Lepidoptera, Pyralidae. The coding region runs from base 250 to 1161 and encodes 303 amino acids. Gene Ontology annotation, cellular component: neuron projection membrane. The record is from RefSeq and is a predicted model, not a curated record.